GAGGAGUCGAUGCGCCGCGAGCGGUGGUCUACCACGGCGACGGCGGAGGCGGCGAGAGGCGAAGCCGCCCGCGGUAUGGCCGGCGAUGGAGGGGGAGAGCUGAGAGCACACCGCCGGCCGAAGGCCCGAUCUCCUUCCGCUCAUAUAAUCUCCAUCCUAAAGACCUUCCCAUCUUAUUUACGGCGAUCGGGGUUUGCUGAAGGACGGCGUUCUCCCCCGGCUCGGAAUGGCGAGGCGAAACCGUCCCAUACUGUUCCUACCUGUAUGCAGAAAAAUGAGACAAUGUUCAUGGAAGGAGUUAACGACCGGGAAGAUAGUUCGAGAUUUUUAGUCAUCCACUGCAUAUGUUAGACUAAUAUGAUGGUCUGCAAGGCCGUACACUUGCGCGUCUGAAUUUUCAUUUUUCAGCAUAUGUCAGACUAGACUAUCCCAAGAUUUCUCCGUUUGUUGUUAGUUUGUUGCCACUUGCGAAUAAAAAACAUUGCUCUAUGAAAAUGCAUGGCCUUCUCUUUUCUCCUGUCCUAAGCAACGGUAGGAGGUGGCAUGGGCAGAUGGUGACAUCCUAAGAUAGUUUAUUCGUGAUCUCGUCAACAAAUACAGAACUUUCAAGAACUUGGAAUGGUUGAAGAGGUCAAGCAAAGGAUAAUAAUAUCUAAUACAUCAUGUUCCAUUGUCAUGUAGAUCUAACAGUUAUUAACUGUCAUGCUACCAAUCUUGUUGACUAUUUGUUUUGUUUAAUAAGAAUGGAACAAUGGCAAUUUAUUGUCUUGCAAAACCAUGAAAUUUCCAUGUUGACAUGCAUUCCUCUAUGCAAAGCAUAAAAGCUCAAUUCUCUUGGCCAUACUUCCAUCUUCCUUAUUUGCAUCAUGCAUUUCUGUGUGUUUGGAUGCCUGAAGAAAUUCGUCAUAAAGCAAAUAGGCACAAGGAGAAUACAAGGACCACAGCUGAUCACGAGAGAAGCUGGACCACCUGCAGAUGAAGUUAUAUUCAGAAGUGAUGCAGUGAAAUCUGCAGUUCUAAGCUCACCACUAGUUGAGUUUAGCACAAUUUGUUCAGCAACGAACAAUUUCAGCAACAAGCUUGGUGGAGGUGGAUUUGGUCCAGUUUACAAGGGAGUACUACCAAAUGGCCAAGAGAUUGCUAUCAAGAGGCUGUCGAACAGCUCCAGUCAGGGACUGGAAGAGUUCAAGAACGAGGUGAUAGUUCUAUCGAAACUGCAACACCGGAACUUGGUUAGGCUCUUUGGUUGUUGUGUACAUGGAGAAGAAAAGAUGUUGCUAUAUGAGUACAUGCCCAACAAGAGCCUUGACUCAUUUGUUUUUGAUGAGAGCAAGAGGCUAGUUUUCGGAUGGAAACUGCGAUACAAGAUUAUUCAGGGAACUGGGAGAGGAUUAUUGUACCUUCAUCAGGAUUCCAGGCUAAAAAUUAUUCAUAGGGAUCUCAAAGCAAGCAAUAUUCUGCUUGAUGAUGAUUUCAAUCCCAAGAUAUCUGACUUUGGUAUGGCUAGAAUAUUUGGUGAAUACCAACUUCAAGCCCUAACCCACCGAAUUGUUGGAACCUAUGGCUACAUCUCUCCAGAGUAUGCAAUGGAAGGUAAAUUCUCUGAGAAAUCCGACGUCUUCAGCUUCGGUGUGUUGAUCCUAGAGAUUGUGAGUGGACGGAGGAACAGCUCAUUUGUUGAUGAAGAAUGGUCAAUGAACCUGUUGGGUUACGCAUGGACUCUGUGGAAGGAAGGCAGCGUCACGGAGCUGAUUGAUCCGCUUAUGGGCACCAUAUGCUCUUACGAUGAAGUCUGCAGAUGCAUCCAGGUGGGUCUUCUGUGCGUGCAGGAGUUACCAGCCGAUAGACCGAACAUGUCCCUGGUGCUCAGGAUGCUCAGUGGUGAUGUUACACUUCCUGCUCCGAAGCAAGCUGCAUUUUUCGUUGGAAGGGUUCCUCUGGAUGACAACAAUACUGGAUCGGUGAAUCAGUUGACAUAUACUCAAUUGCAAGGCAGAUAGCUCCUCGGAAGUGCCUGUGGAUCUCUGAUUCAAAACUUGCCAAAGUUUCAGACUAUGGAGGCAUACAAGCUAGUACUGUAUAUGUUGGAUUGUCACUCAUUCCCCUGCUUGUUACUAGUAAUACAAAUAAUUUCUAUGCUGCAGCAGCUAUUUUUGUAUAGGUUUGUUUGUAAUAUGUGAACUCUAAGCGUAUUUGGGAAUUGGAAAUGCUGUUUGCUGAUAGAGAAAUUUUACCUGGGGUAGGCAACACAAGGGAACUCAUCAUGAGAUGCACGGGAGAGUUUUUCCUUGUGUUAACCCAUUAGAAAAUGUGCUUCUUCAUUUUUUUUUUUCUGGCGACAGAAUGAAUAUAAAGCUCAGCU
This is a messenger RNA of Oryza brachyantha (malo sina), 2362 nucleotides long. RefSeq names its product G-type lectin S-receptor-like serine/threonine-protein kinase At1g11410. Bases 867 to 2000 code for a protein of 377 amino acids. The record is from RefSeq and is a predicted model, not a curated record. Gene Ontology annotation, biological process: protein phosphorylation. Gene Ontology annotation, molecular function: ATP binding; protein kinase activity. Lineage: Eukaryota; Viridiplantae; Streptophyta; Magnoliopsida; Poales; Poaceae. The transcript is spliced from 7 exons.